Molecule: messenger RNA, 1338 nt
Organism: Ustilago hordei
Lineage: Eukaryota; Fungi; Basidiomycota; Ustilaginomycetes; Ustilaginales; Ustilaginaceae
Exons: 1
Coding region: 1-1338 (445 amino acids)
Biological process (GO): ribosomal large subunit assembly; maturation of LSU-rRNA from tricistronic rRNA transcript (SSU-rRNA, 5.8S rRNA, LSU-rRNA)
Cellular component (GO): nucleolus
Molecular function (GO): rRNA binding
Source: RefSeq, a predicted model, not a curated record
AUGAUCCGCGUCGCCAAACCUAAGAACGCUCGAUCCAAGCGUGCUCUGGAAAAGCGUCAAGCUCGAGAAUACGAAGCAGCCAAAACUGCCAUCUUCGUCAAAGGCCCUCACUCAUCCCAACGACUCAAUGUCGCCCUUACCGAACUCAACCUUCUUAAAAAGCCCGACGGCAUUGCAUUCAGCAAGAAAAACGAAGCUCUUCCCUUCGAGGAUACCUCAUCGUUCGAGUUCUGGAGUUCGAAGAAUGAUGCAUCGCUGUUCAUGUUCGGAAACUCGCAAAAGAAGCGUCCCGACAACUUGACUUGGAUUCGAAUGUUUGAUGGACAAGUGUUGGAUAUGGUCGAAAUGGGUGUUGUCGAAGCCAAGUCGAUGAACGAGUUUAAAGGAGUAACUAGGCCAGGUGUUGGGAUGAGACCUUUGUUCCAUUUCAGUGGACCGCAGUUUACUGCGCCUACGGAUGCAACUACGAGUAUGACUGCAGGUGCGGAGGGGACAGAGCAUGACCCAACAGGUGCUUAUCAACAGUUUAAGAGUAUGCUGUUGGAUUUUUACAGGGGUGAGGAGUUGAAGACGAAUCAAAUUGCAUUGUCGGGAUUGCAACAUGUGAUUUCAGUUACUGCUGCUCCUGCGCCAGACCAGCGCAACGGAUCUUGUUCGUCAAACACAAACGGCAGCACGGGAGGUGGUGAGAGAUUGUCAGACUUAUACAAAGCAGCUGGUCUCACACCUAACGGGACUGUUGUGACGCCUUCAACAUCGUCCGUUGUUAUGUCGCCUGCCGGUACUCUUAUUCAUUUCCGCGUUUACACGGUGCAAUUGCUCGCUUCGGGGACAAAGAUUGCUAGGGUGGAAUUGCAAGAGUGCGGUCCAUCGUUCGAUUUCCAGCUGCGAAGACGUAGACCGGCUAGCAUCGAUAUGCUUAACCAGGCUCUGCGCAGACCUAAGACGCAGGCAGAGAAGAACAGACAGGGUAAGGAGGGUGUCAAGAAGAAUAUCGAGACGGAUGACAUGGGUGAUACUGUGGGUAGGAUCCAUGUGGGUAAGCAGGAUCUUAGUGGGUUGCAGACGAGGAAGAUGAAGGGUUUGAAAAAGCAUUUGGAUCCUACAGCUAGCAGUGGGGAGGAUGAUGACGAUGAUGACGAUGACGAUGAUGACGAUGACGAUGAUGACGAUGAGGAUGACGAGGACAUGUAUGGGGCCGAGGGAAGUGAUGACGAGGAGCUGGAGAUGGAUGACAUGACUACUAACAGCAAUGAGGAUGAGGAUGAGGAUGGUGAGGAGGAGGAUGACGAGGAGGAGGAAGAGGAGGUCGCUCCUGCGAAGAGGAGAAGGUCGUAG